AGUCUCCUGUAGCGGUCACUGGGGCGCGAAGACUGUUGUGUGAACGCUCUCUGACAAUGCUGUCCCGGGUGGUACUUUCUGCCGUCACCGCAGCAGCUCCCUCUCUGAAGAACGCAGCCCUCCUCGGUCCAGGGGUAUUGCAGGCAACAAGGAUCUUUCACAAAGGGCAGCCAAGUCUUGCCCCUGUACCACCUCUUCCUGAAUAUGGAGGAAAAGUUCGUUUUGGGCUGAUCCCUGAGGAAUUUUUCCAGUUCCUUUAUCCUAAAACUGGUGUAACAGGACCCUACGUGCUCGGAACUGGGCUUAUCUUAUAUUUACUCUCCAAAGAAAUAUAUGUGAUAACUGCAGAGACCUUCUCUGCCAUUUCAGCAAUAGGGGUGCUUAUCUAUGUAGUUAAAAAAUAUGGUGCCUCUAUUGGUGAAUUUGCUGAUAAACUCAAUGAGCAAAAAAUUGCCGAACUGGAAGAAGUGAAACAGGCUUCCAUCAGACAAAUCCAAGAUGCAAUUGAUCUGGAGAAGUCACAUCAGGCACUGGUUCAAAAGCGCCAUUACCUUUUUGAUGUCCAGAGGAAUAACAUUGUCAUGGCUUUGGAAGUUGCUUACCGGGAACGACUGCAUAGAGUAUACAAGGAGGUAAAGAAUCGCCUGGACUAUCACAUCUCUGUGCAGAAUAUGACACGUCAGAAGGAACAAGAGCACAUGAUAAACUGGGUGGAGAAGAACGUGGUACAGAGCAUCUCUGCGCAGCAGGAGAAGGAGACAAUUGCCAAGUGCAUUGCAGAUCUAAAGCUGCUUGCAAAGAAGGCUCAAGCACAGCCAGUUCUGUAAAUGCAUCUGUCCCAAUUGAGACAGCUAGAAACAGUUGACUGACUAAAUGGAAACUAGUCUAUGUGACAAAAUCUUUCUGUAUUGCUCUAUACUGAAGUUAGUUUCCCUUUCCUAAAAAUGAAAAGUUUGAGUUUCAUGUAAUGAGAGAAUUAAAACAAUCUAUUGGCCAGGAAGAUGUUUCUCUCAUCCUUCUUGCUCUGCAUUUUGAGUUGUUCCAUGAUCACUUUUGAAUAAGCAGUUUGCUUUGAAUAAAGUUUGGUACCUGACUAAAAAUUGUCAAGUUAGAGUUUAAAUUUGAAUUAAUUCAGCCAUCUUACAAUAAAGUGAUGGUUGAAACAAAGUUUUUCAAGAUGCAUAAUUUUCUGAAAUGUUAUUUCAACAUUAUAUGGGUAAAAUUAAAGAUGUCAUUGAGCUGAUAAUAUUGUUUAUAAGACUUAGUGGUAAGCUAUUUCUUGCUGACAGGUUAUGGAGAAUUUAAAACUUUUCAGUAUUCUUAAAAUAACUAAAGGAAAUCUUGUAUAUCAAAUUAUAUCAUUGACUUUAUUUUCAUUUUAGUAGUAUGUCAACAGAAAAUAUUAUGGACUCAAUGUGUCAUAAAAGCACUCUGAAGAAUCCAGCAGAUAGUUAGAAGAUUCUGCCCUUCCAUUGGUUUGUCUAUAUUUAAUUCUCCCAUACUUGUAUAAGGAUUUACUUGUAAACAGAUGGAUAACUUACAUAAUAGGAAAUAUUUGAAAAUACGUACCAUAUGGAUAAUUGCCAUAUUCAUUGACUUCCUAAGGUUUUAAUUAUAUAACAAUCAUUUAAGUCAGUAUUUAUUUGUUUAUUGAUGGCUAAUGUAUUCAUCUUAUAUAGAAAUCAGGCUGAUAUCAUUAUUAAGAUGUUACUUAAAGGAGAUUUUGAUAGGGUCAGCAGAGGUGUUCCAAAUUAUUCAUUAAACAAAGAAUUGCCGUGCUAAGCACAAUCCUGCACUGGUCAUACAGAUAAAAAGUUCCUACCUCAGGGAGUUAAAUAUCUACUGGAAAGGCAGUAAGAAUAUGUGAUACAGUACAGAUUUUAGGUGUUUUGAGAGUGUAAUGACAAGCACCAUUUUAGGUAGUCUCAAUAACCUCAUCAGUUUCCUUGUACAUAGCUGUAUCAGUCAGCAUUCAGUCAGAGAAGCAGAGCUACUAGGAUAUAUGUUUAUAGGUAAGGGAUUUGACUUUAUGCUGUCACGGGAGCUGGUUAAGCCAUCUCUGUAAGCUCUUAAUCUUUGUUUGUGAUGAAGGAGCUUGACGUGCAUGGAGCAGGCAUUUAAGAAGGGAAGGUGGAUGUGAGAUGGGAGCGGGUAGGAACAAGUGGAAAUAACAAGCACGGACUGAAACCCUUGUCAGUUUUUAUUACCUCAGAUCUUCAUGGUAUGAUUGUCCUGCAAAACCCCAAGCCUUCCUCACACACCUGGUCCAAAGGUUAGAGAAGCUGAAGGAUGACCCAGAGAAGGGUUGGGAAGUUAUAGGCCCAGCUACAAUUGGUGAGUUAACAGAUUAGCACCAGUAUGUAUAAGCCACAAAGUUGCUUCUUUGCAUUCGCAAAGGCAGCUAGGCUAGGCAUGAGGCUGUCAAAGUCCUCUGGCCAGUCACUUCAUAAUGAGAACAGUUUCAUCUGGGUCUCCUCAUAAGGCUGUCAGAUCCAAGCAGAGACUGACAGUGUGCCCCAUAGUCCCCAGAACCAGGGAGCCAGAUGAAUGACAUCCUGUACUCACAGCAACAAUUACAACAUGUUUGUAUGGAUAGCCAACACGAUGCUCUGACACCUGGACUUUACUGUUGCAGCCAGCUGUAGGGCAUAUGCUGCUCCUUUUGGACAAGGAUGUGCUGGAGGAGUUUGCUUACCUGUGCCCAAGGAGCAUGGUAUCACAACCCAAAGUGAAGCCAGUCAGGAAUGAAAAGGAGGUAAUAAGCUGAGCAGGUUUCCUAGAGGGGAAACGCCAGACUACAGCCCCAAAUCUUUACCUUCUGAAUACCAGAAAUUCAUUUCUAUGUGGUGGAUGUGGUUUGGUAUGUACAAAUUGGCUGCAUGGUAAUUGGUUGUGCAGUCUCAAGAGUAUCACAGUUAUAUUUUAAAUGUAUGGUAUGAAAAAGUUCGAUUGAUUUGAAGUAUUUUCGUAUUAGCAAAAGAAAUGGAUUACAUUUGUCAAUGAUAAAAGGGAAAUGUUGGGUUCUUUUGUCAUAAAUUUUGUAAUGACCGUAAAAAUAAUUUCUAAUCCAUGAUAACUAAUAAGAAUCUGAAGAUCAUUCCAUCAAGUGGUCAGUUAACUAAUUCACUGGCUAUUCUUAGCAUCAUUCAUGGUGGAAUAACCAGAUAUCUUUCCUGAUCUGCUGAAAUACGAAGUAGACAGUAUCACCUGUGAUGUAAUCUAGCCAGACGUAUUUAACCUGAAUCUCUCAGGACUUAAGAUGUAAAUUCCAAUUUCCAGGAAAUGCAGGAGAUAGAGGGACAUUAUAAAUGACACCAGGGGAAGUAAUUAAAUUAGGGAUUAUGCUUCCAUUUAUUGGGUCAUAGUGUUUUUCAUUAAAAUUUUUAAUGUUCUCUGUUAAGGUCCUGUACCUUUUUUUGUAAGAUUUAUUCUAAAGACUUUCUAUUCUUUAUUAAGAUUAUAAAACGUACCUGGCUUAAAAGUAAAUUUUCUGUUUGUUGGAGUAAGAAAAUUAAGAUUCAGAUUCCUGCAACUUUGUUGCUGAGGUUAAAUGCAAUUAACAUGCAAAAUGCUGUAACAUUUGCUUCCAGUAAUGGUAGACUAGGUAAUUCAGACCAACUCUCCUACUGAAGAAAUUUUUCGCAUCUGGUGAAAUAUAAAACAUAUCUUAAAAAUAUUAAAGCACCGGAUGGCCCUAGAGAUUGUCAUACUGAGUGAAAUAAGUCAGACAAAGACAAAUAUCAUAUGAUAUCGCUUAUAUGUGGAAUCUAAAAAAAUGGUACAAAUGAACCUAUUUACAAAACAGAAAUAGAGUCACAGAUGCAGAAAACAAACUUAUGGUUACCCAGGGGGAAAGUGUGGGGGAGAGGGGGGGAUAAAUUGGGAGGUUGGGAUUGACAUACACACACUACUAUAUAUAAAAUAGAUAACUAAUAAGAACCUACUAUGUAGCAUGGGGAACUCUACUCAAUACUUUGUAAUGGCCUAUAUGAGAAAAGAACCUAAAACGAGUGGCUAUAUGUAUAUGUAUAACUGAUUCACUGCUGUACACCUGAAGCUAAAAACACUGUAAAUCAACUAUACUCCAUUAAAAAUUUAAAAA
Lagenorhynchus albirostris (white-beaked dolphin) is the source of this 4102-nucleotide messenger RNA. It is a transcript of the gene ATP5PB, whose product is annotated as ATP synthase peripheral stalk-membrane subunit b. The transcript is spliced from 7 exons. Gene Ontology annotation, biological process: proton motive force-driven ATP synthesis. NCBI's taxonomy places the organism in Eukaryota, Metazoa, Chordata, Mammalia, Artiodactyla, Delphinidae. Gene Ontology annotation, molecular function: proton transmembrane transporter activity. The coding region runs from base 57 to 827 and encodes 256 amino acids. The record is from RefSeq and is a predicted model, not a curated record.